GUAUUUAAAGCACUAGAGCGCCCGGACAUUUCAUUCCCUAAACCGCACGCGCACUGAAGAGCCACUGAAUGCUUAGGAUUGAAUAAAGAAGAUCCAUAUUAUACAAAUCACAGGGCGCAAUCAGGAGUACUGUGCACCAUGGCUUUAGUAAAUCUUAUGCUUGAGCUGUGUUUUAAGUCUUACUUUCUCCUAGUUUUUAGGAGUUUGUUAGUCGGAGCUGCCCCUGAGCAUGGAAGUCUGUACAUGUGGAUUGAUGCCAGGCAAGCACGGAUAUUAUUAGGUUUCGAGGAGGAUAUUUUAAUUGUGUCCGAGGGUAAAAUGGCCCCGUUCACCCACGACUUCAGGAAAGCUCAGCAGCGCAUGCCUGCCAUCCCUGUUCAGAUCCACCACGUGAACUUCACCUGGCAAGUAACUGAUAAUCAGGAGGAUUACUUUUAUGAGUUCCAGAGUCUGCGUUCAUUUGACAAGGACAUCAUGGAUGACCCAAUCGUCAAUGUUCCUCUCUUAGGCUCUGUCCCACAUACAACUUCUGUGAUUCAGGUAGGCUUUCCGUGCCGAGGCGAGCAAGAUGGUGUGGCAGCAUUCGAGGUCACCAUUCUGGUAAUGGACAGGGGUGGAAACAUCGUUCUCAGGACUCCACACAAUGCCAUUUUCUUUAAGACCUGCCAGAAAGCGAAGUGUCCUGGCGGCUGUAGGAAUGGAGGCUACUGCAGCGAGAGGCACGUCUGUGAAUGCCAGGACGGUUUCUAUGGCACACAUUGUGAAAAAGCCUUAUGUUCACCAAGAUGCCUGAACGGAGGCAUGUGCAUGAGUCCAGGGGUGUGUAUUUGUCCUCUCGGCUACCAUGGAGCCAGCUGUGAUAGAGCAAACUGCAGCACUACAUGUUUGAACGGUGGAACUUGUUUCCAUCCUGGAAAAUGUAUUUGCCCUACAGGAUUUGAAGGUGUCCGCUGUGAAAUGUGUAAAUGCCACCAGCAAUGCAAAAAUGGAGGCAAAUGUAUAGGAAAGAACAAAUGCAAGUGCAGCAUGGGCUACCAUGGAGAUCUGUGCUCAAAAGCUGUCUGCGAGCCCAGCUGUGGAGCACACGGGACCUGUGUGGAGCCCAACAGGUGUCAGUGCCAGGAGGGUUGGCACGGACGUCACUGUAAUAAGAGAUAUCGCGGGGGAUUGCCAUUCCCCAACCGCCAAACAAACCCCAGGCCCAAGUCCCACAGCACGUCAGAGAAAGAAACAAAGGAGGCUGCCAACAAUAACCGCCCAUCAGAGAGCAACUAUGUAGUUUAAGGUUUGGCUGUCCUUUACGACCGCCUUUGUCCAUGACCCAGCCUCUUCAGGGAGGCUCAUCCUCAUCACUCUUCAUGAGAACCUCCCAUCUCAGACUGCUGCUUCCAGCAGAACCAGACUUUUGUAUUUUUGUACACCAUAUUCUCUUUCAGAACUCCUUUGAUCGAGUAUCUCUCAGCCCUGACAGACUCUCCUUCUGUGCUGCAGCCACGGCAAGGGAGUGCCUCUGCUGAAAAUGUGGACAUGAAUCACAGGGAGUACAGUACAUUAUAGGCCAGAAGUUCUUUUGUGUGGGUAUGACUUGACUGACGAUGGUAAUUACUGUGUUCAGCUCAUAUGCAUGGAUUGGCUAGUCUGUCUGUUUCUCUUUAUCACUCUCUCUCUCUUCUAUAUAGAGACAAUGAACAGACUGUUACACACCAUCUGUUAUGUUCCCUUCUCCUGUGUAUUCUGCAGUGUAUAUGCCAUAUGAAAUGGAAAUAUUUAGAUCUUAAGACAAAGUAGUAUAGUCAAUAUGUAUUAUUUUUAUAUAACAAGCAGAUAAGAUGUUAGGUAUACAAAAGCAAUUAAUAAUGAAAUACCACUCAAUAAAAAAAACUGUUCAUUUAUGUUCUGAAA
Messenger RNA from Silurus meridionalis, 1902 nucleotides. It is a transcript of the gene wif1, whose product is annotated as wnt inhibitory factor 1. Gene Ontology annotation, cellular component: extracellular region; cell surface. The record is from RefSeq and is a predicted model, not a curated record. Gene Ontology annotation, biological process: anatomical structure development. Lineage: Eukaryota; Metazoa; Chordata; Actinopteri; Siluriformes; Siluridae. The transcript has 10 exons. The coding region runs from base 139 to 1284 and encodes 381 amino acids. Gene Ontology annotation, molecular function: signaling receptor binding.